CAUCUCUGUUUGUUUGCAAUCAAAGAUAUUGGUCCAGGAGAAGAAAUCACCUAUAACUAUGGUGAUUCCAACUGGCCAUGGAGAAGCAAGAAAUCCAACAUGGUGGCAUCUCAGGCUGUGGAUGAGAUUGCAGCCAGUUCCUCUCCUAACGACGCAACAAAGGUAAAUUGGAGUUUCAGUGUCAGAUUGUUUUAGUUGUAGACUGAGGUGCUAGUUAUUAGGCAGUAUUGAGGUAUGUGGGUCCUUGGUUAUCUUGACCAAGUAAGAUGCACGCAUUAGGAGGACUGAGAUUUGAAACAGGAAGUAUAAACAACUGAGUUCUACCUACAAGUGCGCCCACACACACGGGUCCUGUGUAUUACUCAACUGGACAGGUCCAGACAUUAGGAGGACUGUAUUCAUCUUGGCUAGACCCAAAGACUGCCAUUCAUUAUUCACGCUUCUUCCUUAGAAAUCCAACAUGGUGCCAUCUCAGGCUGUGGAUGAGAAUGCAGCCAGUUCCUCUCCUAACGACGCAACAAAGAAAUCCAACAUGGUGCCAUCUCAGGCUGUGGAUGAGAAUGCAGCCAGUUCCUCUCCUAACGACACAACAAAGGUAAAUUGGAGUUUCAGUGUCAGAUUGUUUUAGUUGUAGACUGAGGUGCUAGUUAUUAGGCAGUAUUGAGGUAUGUGGGUCCUUGGUUAUCUUGACCAAGUAAGAUGCACGCAUUAGGAGGACUGAGAUUUGAAACAGGAAGUAUAAACAACUGAGUUCUACCUACAAGUGCGCCCACACACACGGGUCCUGUGUAUUACUCAACUGGACAGGUCCAGACAUUAGGAGGACUGAGUUUAGAAAUGAAUUCAGAUCAAUGAGAGUUACUCUGGCAAUUGUGCAUACACACACGGGUCCUGUGUAUUACUCAACUGGACAGGUCCAGACAUUAGGAGGACUGUAUUCAUCUUGGCUAGACCCAAAGACUGCCAUUCAUUAUUCAUGCUUCUUCCUUAGAAAUCCAACAUGGUGGCAUCUCAGGCUGUGGAUGAGAAUGCAGCCAGUUCCUCUCCUAACGACGCAACAAAGAAAUCCAACAUGGUGCCAUCUCAGGCUGUGGAUGAGAAUGCAGCCAGUUCCUCUCCUAACGACGCAACAAAGGACUGCGAUCAUGAUCUAGUCCCUGACGAAAUGUCAAGUUUAGAAAAAUGUUUUGCAUGUGGAGGACCUUUUUCGCCUCUGAAAUGGAGUGGUGUGAGAUGUGAAGUUUGCUACCAGUCCUGGCACAAAAGAUGUUAUGUUAGCCACAAGGUGAACCUCACUGAACCUCUUCCAGAGGUCUUUAGUGAAGAUAGUUCAAGUGAGGGGGCUUCAUCAGAAGAGGAAUAUGUGCCAGAUUCUAUAGCUGACUCAGACAGCUCAUGGGACAACAAAUCAGAGCCUUUAAAUAUAAGUUGCAAACAAGUACAGAACUCUGAGAUCUCCAGCAGUCAAUCUGCUUGCAAAACGAAAAGACCUCGCCUAGAAAGUUUUUUAGAGAGAGUAGGACAAAGAAUUUCAGAAGAUGCCGAAUCAAUAUCUGAAGAUGGAAUUGGCACAAGACAGCUCGACGUAUCAGGGGUUAUUGCCACAGCAGAAAAGUCUGAUGCUGAAGGCAUUGUUGAUGACUCUAAUACUACGGCUGAAGAUUCCUUAAAAACAUCCUCCUCACUAAGAAACAAAACAUACUGCUACAUUUGUGGAAAACUACAGACAAAGUUUACACGUCAUUUAAAAACUCAUGAGAAAUCACAUGCAGAUGUUGCUCGAGUUUUAAGUCUUCCCAAGAAGUCCAAAGACCGUUUGAAAAUGCUUUCUAAGCUGCGAAACAAAGGAAACCACAGACAUAACUCGGAGGUCAUCGCAAGUGGGAUUGGAUCAUUAAAAACCAGACGCACAUCAAAAAAACCCUACAAAGGAAAAGACUAUAUUCACUGCAUUUAUUGCGAGGCAUUAUAUCUUAAAAGAGAUCUUUGGAGACGUGUUCGUAAAUGUUCUUCAAAACCAGUGGAGGCCAAUUCAGAGGGGGGACGAAAAAAGGUCUUGUCCCUGGCCUGUAUGAGUGAGUCAGCUCUGUGUCAGCAAGUUUCCCCCGGUGUUUGGAAGAUAUUAGCUGUCAUGAAAGAUGAUGAAAUAACUUCUACUGUGCGAAGUGACUUCUCUAUUCUUCAGCUUGCUCAAUCAUUCUUUAACAAACAUGGGAAAGAUCCACCAAAUUUGACUACAUUCGCCAGACACUCCGAGAAUGUGGAAGACUUCUGCUCACACUUCGGAAAGAAUGCUCAAUACACACUUUUGAGGAUGCUGUAA
Messenger RNA from Maylandia zebra (zebra mbuna), 2323 nucleotides. The record is from RefSeq and is a predicted model, not a curated record. Lineage: Eukaryota; Metazoa; Chordata; Actinopteri; Cichliformes; Cichlidae.